This is a messenger RNA of Myxocyprinus asiaticus (Chinese sucker), 3501 nucleotides long. It is a transcript of the gene synpo2b, whose product is annotated as synaptopodin 2b. Gene Ontology annotation, biological process: positive regulation of actin filament bundle assembly. Gene Ontology annotation, molecular function: actin binding. NCBI's taxonomy places the organism in Eukaryota, Metazoa, Chordata, Actinopteri, Cypriniformes, Catostomidae. Bases 501 to 2540 code for a protein of 679 amino acids. The record is from RefSeq and is a predicted model, not a curated record. The transcript has 3 exons. Gene Ontology annotation, cellular component: actin cytoskeleton; Z disc; nucleus.
CAAGCCCAGGGUGCUGAGCAGGCAGAGUGGUGGGGUGCUGCUUCCUUGUCUAAACUGACCAGACCUAGCAGACACCAAGCAAGACAUGCACAGACAUGAAGAUAAAAUAGUAGACUGCCUGGAUUUAAGUAACUAAGAUGAAGUGAGGGACUGCUUGAGAAACAUCUGAAAGAAGCCAAGUCUAAAUGUAAACAUAUCGCUUUGCUUUUGACUGCUGCUUCAAACUCCAAAAGCAAGGGGGUGUUGAUAUUCAAGAAGUGUUGACAAAGGGCCAGGAAGUUCACACUUGCUAGCUACGGUACAGGACAUACAAUUUCAGAAUAAAAAUACGAUUGUAGACUACAAAGUGAAGACUUAAGAUUCUCUGUCUCUGCAACAAGAGAUUCUGACUUUGAAGAAGACUGCUUUGUUAUUGCUCUGAACAAAGGUAGUGCUUUGAGAUUCAAUUACAACAGGGUUUCUAGACAAGCAGAGUACCAGCAGAGUGAAACUUGGAAACAAUGGAGCAUCUCCCACAGACAAAAGGCAAAGGAGUCUUGAUGUUUGCAAAGAGGCGCCAAAGGAUGGAUGAUCUUUCUGCAGAACAAGAGGAAAUGACACAAAAAGGUACAGCAGUGCAUGCAUUUCUGGAAUCUGAAGUUGAAAUUGCAAAGCCUGCUCCACAAGAAGAAAGUAAACCAGCACCACAAGAAGUCUUUGUUAGAAAACAACAGCCGUAUCAAGAGCAGCCAUAUCAGCAACAGAUGUUGCCACAGUCAGCAAAUGGUAUGAAUGGUUUGGAUCCAUUCCACAGUUCAGGUGUUCCCAGACCCAUUGUACCCAACAGAACUGCUAAGCCUUUCCUAGGUGGUCAUGAUCAAGGCUCAGAAACUUUUUUGCCAGUCAGAGGUGUCUCACAUCCAGCACCUAAGAAACCUGAAAACAUAUUUAAGGUUCCUGUUCCAGUAAACACAACUCCACAGGUUUGGUCCCCCACAACAGACAUCAUUGCUUCACGUGAUGAACGUAUUGCUAUACCUGCAAUUAAGACAGGGAUCCUGCCUGAAACUAAAAGGAGAGGAGCAAACAAGACAGACUUGAAAGAGAUGACCCCUUUUCAAAAGAAAGGUGAUCAGAGGUUCAUAAUAGAGUUUGGUCCAGAAGAGGACUUUCUCAGUCUGGGUGCUGAAGCAUGCAAUUUCAUGCAAGUUCCAACAGUCAAACAGAAAAACCCUCCACCUGUCCUACCCAAACCUGUCAUCAACCCAGCUCACCCUCCGUGGUCUGCAGAAGGUUGUGAGUUUCGUAAUUCCCUUCCAACAUCAAGUUCAGUCCCUGCUAUUGUGCACACCAAAGUGCAGGCAGCAUCCCCAAAAAGUCCAUCACAGCCACAGCCUUCUGGAAAAGCCUGGGCCUCAUUGUCAUCUCAGCCACUACCACAUCAAGCAUUGCCUGUUUGGGCUCCAACCCACCCACCAGCUCUACAUCAAUCUCCAAAACCACAUCCAACACAAGUGAGUACUGAUACACCAGACUCACUCGAUGCUGGUCCUUCCCAAACUAAAACAUUAUGGACUAAGUCACAAAAUGACGGCAAAUCUGUUGCUUCCUGUCCACCCCAGCACAGGAGCUCAUGCUUUCAUACAUCUAAGGCUCCCCCAGCUUCUCCUAAAGCACAUGCAUCAGAUGCAGGUGCUUCUGAGGGGCUGAACCUUAAAGGCAAAGGAGCUGAACUGUUUGCCCGGAGACAGUCCCGUAUGGAAAAAUUUGUUGUGGAUGACGAGACUGUGAGAGCGAACAAGGCCAGAUACCCAUCACCAUCACUUUCAAUGCCAAGCACCUGGAAAUACUCUCCCAAUGUCCGUGCCCCACCUCCAGUGUCAUACAAUCCUAUUGUGUCCCCCUUUUAUCCCCUUGCAGCUGUUAAACAGCCUCCUUCUUCAACCAGCCCAAAAAUUAAGCCUAAAGCAACCGAGGAGAAAAACAAACAACCACCCAAACAUCUCAAUGUUCUUGAUGUCAUGAAACACCAGCCUUAUCAGCUGGAUUCUUCACUUUUCACCUACAACUCCAACCUAGAGGCUAAAGAAACAAGCCUUAUGUUGUGUCCUUCUUCCACCCACUCCCCUACAAAUUUGCAGGCCCAACCCCCCUCUUUUGAGCAAUCUACAAUGGCCUCUCCCUCCCAAAACCUUUUCUCCAAAAGUUCUCAGCCAGUUAAACAAAAUCCUUCUAAAGCCACUGGACAGGUAAGUGUUCCAUACCCCUUUGUCCGUCAGUCUGCAUCAAAUGUGGCUGGCAGUGCUCUACAGCAAUCAAAUGGGAAACUUCUAGCUCCACUUGCCAUGCGUGAUGGCGUUAAAAUCAAAGGGCUCUCCGACACCUGCCUGCCUCUUGCUAGCACUAGGGACAAUGUCUGUGUGAUAUCCCCUUCUUAUUUCUCCAUGAAUAAUGAAAAUAUUUCACAGUUUGCAUUGCCAAUGGCUCCAAGACCAAAGUUUUCAGCCAAAAAGUCAGCCUCUGGAGGCAAGCAAUGGAAACCAGUAAUUAUGCAACAUUAAUUGGUUAGCUUAAUUAACGAUUCUUCUUUAAAAUACACAAGAUAAGAAUUUCUUUCAUUAUAUAACAGUUCUACCAUAUAGCAUAAACUGAUUUGAUCAUAUAGCAAAGAAUAUUUUGCAUAGUUUGGAUCACCCUACCUUACAUUCUUUUGAAUCAUUAUAAAGAUAAACUUGUUUUUAUAUGUUUGCAGCAGAUACCUUGAAGAACAUCAAAAAGGUGUGCCCUGUAAAAAUAUAUAAUUAAAUCUUAUCUUAUCUGCUAUUACAUUUCUCUGCAUUUUUUUAGAGACUGUGAUAAAUGGUUGUUGUUCCUCAAUGUUCCCAUUCUUGAAAUUAGAAGUUUCUACCAAAACACAAUAUGUUUUAUAUGAAACAUAUUCUUUGUGUUUGAUAUUAUCAUUGUUUGAAAGGAAUGUAAACUUAUGUUAUGUGCAAUCCUUGUUGCCUGGUCAGAAAUGCACAAAUCAAAUGUUUGGUAUUUAAAGCAUUAGAUGCUGGGUUUUGGCCAUAGUUUCAGAUCAACAUACAAGAUUUCCAUUUGGAUUGUGCUGCUUUGUACUUGUAGCUCCUUUAGACCUCCUUCCAAAUCAGUUGUUGGUGGGUUAGAAUAAACUUUUAGCGGUUCUGCUGCAAAAUGGUUUUCUGACAUUCAGUUGUAUUUUUCUUGUCUGUGUUUUCUCUUGGGCAUCUCGAGUCAAUUCACGUUAAGAUGUAAUUCAGAAAACUUUUCAUUUCAUUAUUAUUACAUACUUUGCAAAUUAAACAUCUGCAUUGUAUCACUGUUUAGCAGACACUGCUGUUUAGUUACAGAGCACAAUAGUUGUCUGUCCUGUACUGAACACUCCAAGCACAUUCAUUUGUAAUAGCAUUCUGAACUUUGUUACUUUCUCUCUGGUUUCCUUUUGUCUUGUUAUGUCUAAACUAUUGCACUUCUUGAGCCUUCCUUUUAAUAAAUAUUUCC